AUGCCUUCAAAAGGAUUGAAUUUGACAAAGCUUUGCACGGAAGAGGAAGAAAAUGAGUCAAGUGGAGAAAUUCGAUGCAACCAUGGCUAUGUGUUGCCUUUGUUAACAGCUUGGACCCCUCGGAACCCAGGAAGAAGAUAUUGGGGUCCACGAUCUUGUAAUUUUUGGGUUUGGAAGGAUUCCGAAAUUGAUCCUAGGUCCAAAUUUGUUAUUCCAAAAUUGCUUGACAAAAUGGGUGAACUUGAGAAUGCAUUAGAAGGCUUUGAAAAUCUUGCCAAGCCAAGGACAACUUUAAAGGUUGAAAACACCAUAAAAGAGGACAAGAUGAAGAAGAUCGAGGCUCAAUUGGUGAAAUUGCAAGAUGAUAUGGAGAAGAUGGAAGAGAAGGAAAAGAAGGGAUGUGUAUUAUUCUUGUUGCUUGUGGGUAUCCCAGAAUCUCAUUGA
This is a messenger RNA of Nicotiana attenuata, 444 nucleotides long. RefSeq lists its product as uncharacterized. The transcript is spliced from 2 exons. The record is from RefSeq and is a predicted model, not a curated record. The coding region runs from base 1 to 444 and encodes 147 amino acids. NCBI's taxonomy places the organism in Eukaryota, Viridiplantae, Streptophyta, Magnoliopsida, Solanales, Solanaceae.